This is a messenger RNA of Penicillium oxalicum, 993 nucleotides long. RefSeq names its product YeeE/YedE family protein. Lineage: Eukaryota; Fungi; Ascomycota; Eurotiomycetes; Eurotiales; Aspergillaceae. Gene Ontology annotation, cellular component: plasma membrane. The transcript has 2 exons. The record is from RefSeq and is a predicted model, not a curated record. The coding region runs from base 1 to 993 and encodes 330 amino acids.
AUGUUCACACCUGUUCAUACGUCCCUGGGGGCCCUGCUGCUCUUUCACGGCUCUUCCGGGCUACUCGUUCAUAACGGAGCUGUGUUUGGGAUUUCCUCACUCCUGUCUGGGUCCAUCUUCGAUCCCAACCAAGACAACGUCCCGAUCAUUGCGGGUUUGAUAUCCAGUGUGGUACCUAUCUCACUUCUAGCGCCCUCGUUGAUUCCCAAUUACCCUGCCGCACCACAUUCUUUGGCCUCCGCCGCCGCAACACUUGGGGUGGGCUUCUUACUGGGUUGGGGAACAAAGAAUGGCUGCGGUUGUACCUCUGGCCACAUGCUCUGCGGCCUGUCUCGCUUGUCGCCACGCUCCUUGAUAUCCACGGCGCUCUUCUUCACAACGGCCUUGAUCACCGCCAACGUCGUCGGAGGCGGGUCCCGAAUUCCUUCCUGUGGUGACCUUCCAUGCUAUACCGCGGUCUACCCAUCCCCCGCCGAGACAGCCUUUAUGGCGGGAUCAUUGGUCCUUUCCACCAUACUUAAUUCCAUCGUCGUCCCCAAUUUCCUAGAGCGGAAAUCAGAGCACCGCAGUAUCUUUGCCUACCUCGCGGGUCUCGAGUUUGGACUGGGCUUAUGGAUCUCGGGCAUGGCGGAUUCCGCCAAAGUGCUGCGCUUUUUCGCCAUCGCAACCGAUCCGUCUCGCUGGGAUCCGUCCUUGGCACUGAUCAUCUUGUUUGGAAUCGGUCCGUCGCUCAUCACGUUCUUGUCCAAGCAGCCGGGCCAGCAGUCGGAGAAGGAUGAUGAACCCAUCCCGCCGACGCUGGCGGAAAAAUGGCGGCUCCCCACAAAAACGGUGGCAGAUAUUGACUGGCGCUUCUUGGCGGGCUCCAUCGCCUUCGGUAUUGCCUGGGGCUUGCAGGGAGUCUGUCCGGGUCCGGCCAUUUUGCGCUCGCUCAUCCAGCCCACUUGGGGGUUGGUGACCAUGGCUGGAUAUGCUCUCGGCAACCUGCUUUGA